AUGGUGGGCAGAUCCAAAUACAAAGCCUUUAGAGGGAUUAAAGAAAAAGUAUGGCAGAAGCUAAAUGGGUGGAAAAAUCAAUUUUUAUCUUUCCCUGGGAAAGAGGUACUCCUAAAAGCUGUUGUACAGGCCAUUCCUACGUGUCAUAUGAGUGUCUUCAAGCUACAUGUGAAGCUAUGUAAGGAAUUGGCUGGGAUGAUGGCUCGGUUUUGGUGGGGUCAUAUGCAAAAUGACAAGAAAACGAGGCUGCCUAAGGAUAGAGAUGGGUUGGGUUUCAGAAAUUUGGAGUGCUUCAAUCAAGCUAUGUUAGCAAAGCAGUGUUGGAGAAUAUUGUCUAACCCAUCCUCUUUGAUUGCUAAGGUCCUUAAAGAGAAAUAUUUCAGAAAUUCUGACUUGUUGGAGCCUAGACUUGGGUACAGGCCUUCAUUGAUUUGGAGAAGUAUUAGGGGGGCUUUGGAUUUGUUGAAGGAUGAUGUGGAGGGUGGGAAAUGGUAA
Molecule: messenger RNA, 495 nt
Organism: Juglans microcarpa x Juglans regia
Lineage: Eukaryota; Viridiplantae; Streptophyta; Magnoliopsida; Fagales; Juglandaceae
Exons: 1
Coding region: 1-495 (164 amino acids)
Source: RefSeq, a predicted model, not a curated record